Molecule: messenger RNA, 1338 nt
Organism: Penicillium pulvis
Lineage: Eukaryota; Fungi; Ascomycota; Eurotiomycetes; Eurotiales; Aspergillaceae
Product: CFEM domain-containing protein
Exons: 7
Coding region: 1-1338 (445 amino acids)
Source: RefSeq, a predicted model, not a curated record
AUGCGUGUUCUGGGUGUAGUAGCCCUGGUGGCUACUUUUCUCACAACUACUGUCGUUGCAGAAUCAGCACAGGCACAACUAGCGGCCAUACUACCUACUUGUGCGCUGGAAUGCAUGGCCAUGUCCAUGACGCAUACAUCGUGUGCCGCCACAGAUCAGACGUGUCUGUGCAUGGAUACGAACUAUAGCGCCAUCCUCGAAGAAUGUGUCAUGACUAGUUGCACAAUCCGUCAAUCUCUGACAACGAAAAAUGUCACAGAAACUGCAUGCGGGGCUCCUAUCCGUGAUCGAACGGAUAUUGUAUUCUAUACUGGAGUCAUAGGCGGUGUAAUUGCUUUCAUCAUCUUUUUCCUUCGCAUGGUUGCUCGACUAAGGUGCUGCGGCGGGAUGUUUGGCUGGGAUGAUUUUACUAUGAUGCUGACAAUGUGCUUGGUUAUUCCACUCUCAGCACUCUCUGGCGUCUUGGCCGACACCGGCUUAGGACGAGAUAUGUGGACGCUCCCUUUCGAAAACAUCACCAAGAUCCUCUACGUUAGUAUGCUCAACAUGGAUUCAUUCUUCACGUCUGACCCGUAUCAUACACAGAUUUACUUCUGGGAUGAAUUGAUCUAUCUCAGCAUCCUACCGAUGACCAAAAUAUCGAUCUGCUGCUUCUACCUCCGAAUUUUCCCCGACCGCCAAUUCCGAAUUGUGACAUAUUGUGUGAUAGGACUGAACGUGGCAUAUUUGAUCGCCUUUGUAUUGAUCUCAGUGUUCCAAUGCUGGCCACUACCCUACGCAUGGCUCCACUGGGAUGGCGAGGGUAAUUACAAGUGCAACCAUAUCAACGCACAAGGAUGGUCUGCAGCUGCUAUUAACAUGAUACUCGAUAUACUGGUCAUGGCGCUUCCACUACGACAACUCUAUCACCUCAAUCUUUCAACCAGGAAGAAGGUGUACGUUAUGUGCAUGUUUGGCUUGGGUCUCUUCGUCACCCUCGUUAGCAUUUUACGACUGAAGUCGCUGAUUAACUUUGCUUCGACCACUAACCUGACAUGGGAUUAUGUGGCCAUCGGAUACUGGAGUACCAUUGAAUGCGACGUUGGUAUUAUCUGCGCAUGCUUACCCGCAAUCCGAUCCUUACUUCGCCGCGUGGCUCCAACGCUCUUUGGCGACACCGAAAAUGUCAAAUCAUAUGGCUUGAGCUCUUACCAGUCUCGUGGGGCUGGAUCGCGGUUUGAAGGACCAAUCUAUGUUCAUCAUGAUAUCCAUGUUCAUAGCAAGAGCGAUACUCGCCAAUUCUACCCUCUGGAUGAUUUGGCAAACUCCAGCGAGGCACGGCUCAACUGCAAAGCAUAG